AUGUUCAAGGGCAGCAAGAAGGAGAAGCCGUCAGUGCUGGUGAAGCACUGCCGACAGGGCGUGCAGGCCUACAUUAAGCACUCGGGUGGCGGAUCCAAACAGGAGAAGGCCAUCGCUGAAGUGUCGAACAGCAUCACGGGCAUGAAGGUGCUCCUCUACGGCGACGGCAAGACCGAACCCACGCCCGAGGCCGGCGACGAACUCCUCACCGAGAUCUUCCAGGGCGACCUGCUCGGCCUCCUCUUCUCCAACAUGGGGGCCAUUGAAUUCGAAGCCAAGAAGGACUUUGUGAUUCUGUUCGGCAAUCUGAUGCGCCGCGAGGUCGCGGGGAGGAAGACGGGCGUCGAUUUUCUCGAGAAGAACAGCAAGCUGCUCGAUGACCUCGUGCUCGGCUACGAAGAUCCGGAGGUGGCGGUGAUCUGCGGCCAGCUGCUGCGAGUGUGCCUCGACAACGAGAGCCUCGCCCAGCUCGUCCUGCACUCUGAGCACUUCCUCAAGUUCUUCACCUUUGUCGAGAAUCCCGGCUUCGAUGUGGCCUCGGACGCCUUCGCCACCUUCAAGGAUCUCCUGACCAAGCACAAGGCGCUGUGUGCCGAGUUCUUGGAGAAGAACUACGACGUCAUCUUCGAGGACUACACGCAGCUGCUGCACUCGAAGAACUACGUCACCAGGCGGCAGUCCCUCAAGCUGCUCGGCGAGCUGUUGCUGGACAGGGCCAACUUCAACGUGAUGACCAAGUACAUCAGCGACCAGCAGAACCUCAAGCUGAUGAUGAACCUCCUGAGGGACAAGAGCAAAAACAUCCAGUUCGAGGCCUUCCACGUCUUCAAGGUGUUCGUGGCCAACCCCAACAAGGCCAAGCCCAUUCUCGACAUUCUGACCAAGAACAAGGAGAAGCUCAUCAGCUUCCUCAGCAACUUCCACAACGAGAAAGCAGAGGAUGAGCAGUUCGCGGACGAGAAGGCCUUCCUGCUGAAGCAGAUCGAGCAGCUGCCCUCGGCGUCAUGA
Acanthamoeba castellanii str. Neff is the source of this 1008-nucleotide messenger RNA. Its product is annotated as Calcium binding protein 39 (Mo25 protein) isoform 5, putative. Gene Ontology annotation, molecular function: protein serine/threonine kinase activator activity. The transcript has 5 exons. Gene Ontology annotation, biological process: intracellular signal transduction. Bases 1 to 1008 code for a protein of 335 amino acids. The record is from RefSeq and is a predicted model, not a curated record. Lineage: Eukaryota; Discosea; Longamoebia; Acanthamoebidae.